This is a messenger RNA of Cajanus cajan (pigeon pea), 919 nucleotides long. RefSeq names its product protein LURP-one-related 11. NCBI's taxonomy places the organism in Eukaryota, Viridiplantae, Streptophyta, Magnoliopsida, Fabales, Fabaceae. The record is from RefSeq and is a predicted model, not a curated record.
AAUUUCAACCAUGGGAAAGGUUCACCCCCAAGCACUACAAUCCUCUACUACCUGCAAGCAAGAGACUUUUACCCUAUGGAUGAAAUCUCUGGUACUGAAUGGAAAGGGAUGUACUGUCUUUGAUUCAAAUGGCCAAAUUGCAUACCGAGUUGAUAACUACAACUGCAGGCAUAGAGAUGAAGUUCAUCUCAUGGAUCAAAAUGGCGAUAUUUUGUUUACUAUGCUCAAAAAGCAAUAUAAGUUGUCCAGGUUUUGGGAGGGUUAUAGAUACCCAGCAACAAGAAAUGACCACAAAGGACCAUUCUUUCGAGUUUCUAAAACUUAUAAGAUCUCUAGAGGGGGUUCAACCUAUGAAGUUGAACUUGGAUUGGACAAAAGCCAACCAUAUACACAUAAAAUAGAAAGCAGCACUUGCAAUUCAGCUUGCAAAAUAUCUAACGAGCUAGGAGUGGUAGUUACAGAGCUAAGGAGAAAGAAGUCACAUUGUGGAGUUGAUUUGGGAGACGAUGUUUUCACAAUGGUAGUGGAGCCAAAUAUAGAUCUUUCCCUAAUUAUGGGGCUUGUUGUAGCGUAUAGUCUUAUCAACUGUAAAAUGUAAGUAUUUUGGAAGCAGUAGUUUGUACAAUUGUGAUUUGCACAUCUUGAAGAAGUCUUUGGCUAAAAGUACCAAAUGGGUUGCUAAAUUCAGUUUCUGGAUUAAGCUUUGGAGAUGUGUUUGGUGAUUGAAAGUUGAAAGCCCGCAAUGAUAUCCAAUCAUAUAAAAUGAUUUUGUUUUGAAGUCAUAUUUAAUUCCUUUUUUUUUUCUGCUGUGAAAUGCAACCAAAUCAAGUUGCUAAAGAAGUUGGGUUUGGCCCCAUGGUUACAACUUUCAAGAGUUCCUUCAGACGUUGGAUUAUUAUAAAAGGCCUAAUUUAAUUAA